This is a messenger RNA of Actinia tenebrosa (Australian red waratah sea anemone), 1472 nucleotides long. Its product is annotated as dnaJ homolog subfamily B member 1. Lineage: Eukaryota; Metazoa; Cnidaria; Anthozoa; Actiniaria; Actiniidae. The record is from RefSeq and is a predicted model, not a curated record. Gene Ontology annotation, cellular component: cytosol. Gene Ontology annotation, molecular function: protein-folding chaperone binding.
CUAGAAGCUAGUUAACUUCCAUAUAUAUGAAACUGGAAGCCAAGAAAAAAGUCUUUCGCUACCGAUUACAUAUAAAUUUUCUCUCGUUAUAGCUUUAUUAAGAGCUGAGACAUCAUUUUAGGUGUUUUAUCAUGUGAAGUGAAUGCUGAGUGAUUUUUUUGGAGUUCGUGUGUUGUCGAAUAUUUACUGGAGUGAACUUGCUUGAAUAUGGGGAAAGAUUACUACAAAAUUCUUGGAGUUCCUCGCGAUGCCAGCGAACAAGACCUCAAGAAAGCCUACAAGAAAAUGGCUCUCAAGUACCAUCCUGAUAAAAACAAAAGUCCAGGAGCAGAUGAGAAAUUCAAGGACAUUGCAGAGGCUUACGAAGUGUUGAGUGACCCUCAGAAACGCGAGGUCUUCGACAAAUAUGGCGAGGAAGGUUUGAAGGGAACAGGGCCACCUCCUGGCUCUGCAAACUUCCAGGAGUUUCACAUGCCCGAAGGAUUUACUACUUUUACUUUCCAUGGUGAUCCUAAAGCUACGUUCUCAAGCGUAUUCGGGGAUGAAGACCCAUUCAAAGAUUUCUUCAGUGCUUCUUUUGGACAAAGUGGGCCGUCUGGCUUUUCUGGUUUUACAAGCUUUCCAAGCAUGGGAGGAUUCACCACUCAGUCUACUACUCAAGGAAGGCGCUCCUCAUCUUUCGAAGAGCUGCCAUCUUUCACCCGAAGAAAGAAAACACAAGAUCCACCAAUAGAAAAGAUUAUUCGUGUAUCCUACGAAGAACUACUUACUGGAACGCAGAAGAAACUCAAGAUAAUGAGGAAAGUGCUUAACGCAGAUGGGCAAACCACUCGAAAUGAAGAAAAGAUCUUGACACUAGAUGUGAAGAAGGGCUGGAAAUCCGGAACAAAGAUAACAUUUGCCAAGGAAGGAGACCAGAACCCCAACACUAUCCCAGCAGAUAUAAUAUUCAUUAUACAAGACAAGGAGCAUAAGCACUUCACAAGAGAUUCUGAUAACAAUAUUCUGUACACUGCUAAGAUAUCCCUCCGUGAUGCUCUUACAGGCUUUGCUAAUGGAGCUAGUGUGCAAGUUCCUACCCUAGACAACAGAACAAUCAAUAUACCCCUGACUGACAUCACCAAGCCAGGAACAAGAAAGAGAGUCAAAGGAGAGGGAUUGCCCCUGCCGAAAAAACCUGGACAAAGAGCUGACAUGCUGGUAACAUUUGAAAUUGUCUUUCCAACUUAUUUGCCACAGGCAAGCUUAGAUGCUCUGCGAAGUGCUUUGCCAUCUUAAUAUUAUUAGUGUGUUGAAAAAUCUAGUUUGAAUGUUGUUUUUGUAUUAAAUUUAUUAAAUUAUUAGGCAAGCCGCUGGAUUCAUGUAAUGAUGGGAUUCUUCUCAUUAGAGGUUGUAAAACUUAGUCCAAUUAAUGGAUCAGUUUUGUAAGUUAAACUUUGAUAGUUAUUGAAGUAAAAAGAAGGAAAAACAAA